AUGGCGGUGCCUCUGCUGAAGAAGGCGAUCGUGAAGAAGAGGGUGAAGCACUUCAAGAGGGCGCACAGCGACCGCUACAUCGGCCUCAAGGUGAGACCCCUAGCUCGUGUCUGUGUCUUGCAUUUUAUCCUGGUGUGCACCGACGGCACACAUGCGAUAUUUCUAGAUAACAAACAAAGCUGGCGUAGGCCAAAGGGUAUCGACUCCCGUGUCAGGCGGAAGUUCAAGGGAUGCACCUUGAUGCCCAACAUCGGGUACGGUUCAGACAAGAAGACAAGGCACUACCUGCCCAACAAGUUCAAGAAGUUCGUUGUCCACAAUGUCUCUGAGCUGGAGCUGCUCAUGAUGCACAACAGGACCUACUGUGCCGAGAUCGCACACAACGUGUCCACCCAGAAGCGCAAGGCGAUCGUGGAGCGUGCUGCGCAGCUCGACGUCGUGGUCACCAACAAGCUUGCUAGGCUCCGCAGCCAGGAGGACGAGUAA
Triticum turgidum subsp. durum (durum wheat) is the source of this 486-nucleotide messenger RNA. The record is from the annotation of a GenBank genome assembly. Lineage: Eukaryota; Viridiplantae; Streptophyta; Magnoliopsida; Poales; Poaceae.